UAUUUAAAUUUAAUGAAAAAUAAAAUAGAUCUAAGAGCUUCCCUUCAUAUUUUUUGUAAGUUAUUUUAAUACAAUUAUUUUUAGUUUUUAUAUUCUGCUUGAUAAUAAGAGAGUACCUUAAAAAAUUACUCUAAUAUAAAUCCUAAUCUUAAUUAAUACGUUUACAAGGUUUCUCUGGUGAAGAAAAUUCGAAUGAUAAGUAAAUGUUAGUGUUUCAGCUGUUGUGUCAAUAUAAUUUGUUUAUUGCAUUUUAUAUUAUAAAGAUUCAAAGUGCUAUCUAAAUUCUGAUGCUGUCUUAUAAAAAAUUGAAUAAAGGAAAUAAUAAUCACAAUAAAAUUAAAUAUAGAUUUAACCACUUAAUUAAAAAAAUAAAAUAAGAAUAAAAUUUAUGUAAAUUAAAUGGUAUGAGGAUAAACUUCAUUAAGCAUGA
Paramecium sonneborni is the source of this 430-nucleotide messenger RNA. The record is from the annotation of a GenBank genome assembly. NCBI's taxonomy places the organism in Eukaryota, Ciliophora, Oligohymenophorea, Peniculida, Parameciidae.